Molecule: messenger RNA, 726 nt
Organism: Tilletiopsis washingtonensis
Lineage: Eukaryota; Fungi; Basidiomycota; Exobasidiomycetes; Entylomatales
Exons: 2
Coding region: 1-726 (241 amino acids)
Source: RefSeq, a predicted model, not a curated record
AUGUCGGCCUCGCAGCCCAUCCCCACGCCCGCCGCCUCUGCCUCGCACCCCAUCGCCCUGCCCGCCUCGACGCCGCCGGCGUCUGCCUCGUCGUACUCGCGCUCGCCGCCGCGCCCGCUCCUCUCGCCGCUCCUCUCGCGCACGGCCUUCACACUGCCUACGCCCGCCGCGGCCGCGCACCACCGCAGUCGUUCCUUCUCCAGCUCGCCGCCCGACGAGGCCGGCCCCACGACGCCGCUCUCCAGCCCGCCGGCGCAGCAGCCGCAGCUCGGCAGCAGCUUCAGCGGCGCGCCGCUCGGACGCGUGCCCAGCGCAGGCUACGGCAGCUACGGCGCCGCCAGCGGAUACGCACUCGGACGCGUGCCGUCGGGCAACAGCGCGGCCAUGAUGGCAUACAGCCCCGAGACGGAGCACAAGGCCAUGGGCCUGCUUCGUCGCUUCUCCCUCAGCGGCAGCGGCGCCGUCAAGCCCUCGCUCAACUCCGCGCCCGCCACGCAGCAGAUUGGCUUCGAGCGGCACGGCCGCAGCGCCAGCGUGGCGUCGACGGCCUCGACCACGAGCAUCGCCGGCACGGCCGCCGCCGAGCCGCGCUCGGCGCCCGCCAUGGUCGACCCGGCACUGGCGGCGCAGGCGCGCGGCCGCAAGGGCAGCGUCGGCGGCAACGGCAAGCGGCGGCCCAGCCCCAUGGGCGAGCGCCUGCUCAUGGGCCACUUCAACGCUCACUGA